AUGCCGUCUGCAUACAAGAGCAAAGGCAAAGGCCGAGAUGCGCGCCAGUCGCGUAGCCGCAACACGACCCCGUCUGGGGCCGGUGCUCCCACGAUCCCGACACUGCCUAUUCAGAGCUACAUGGAAAAUGAUGUCACCAAGCUCAUUGACCUGGCCAAUGGUCAGUAUUCCGAUGUGCUGGAUCUGGUGGCCGCACAGAACAUCCCAGACUCCAGGACACUCGAGACAUUGGUGGAACACUUGAAGAGCCUCAGUGACAUGGCUGAUGCCCGGGGUGAGGUUUGCAAUGCCGGAAUGCGAGAGAUGUCUCAAAAGCGUAAGGACGUUAUGGAUGACCAGGAACUUGACCGUGAAGUUCGAGAGCGCUCAAAACUCAAGCGCGAAACCGAAGAGGAUGAUGAUAUCCACAAGGGCGGGAAGCUCAAGAAACGAAAGGAGCGGGCCAGUGCGAAGGAGGAACGCCCAUUAAAUCAUGGCGCGCACGAAAUUGCCCGCCAGGAUGGAGCUGAAACCAAGAUUGAAGGUGCUGCUUCCCCAGCAUCCAAAAAUUCCAAGAAUGCGCCUUCGGAUGAAAGCUCUUCGCUUUCGCCUCCCUCGAUGAUGUCCCCCAAUGGCGCGACCACCGCCGGCGAUGGUCCUGCUGCCCCCGGCACACCUGGCUCUGAGACCAGUACCGAUUCCCACCAGCCCGACCCCGCGCCGGCUAUUCCCCAUGUUCAGAUCUUUGGCGACAAUCCGCUGGCGUACGAUGACCCCACAGUCUACGACAUUCGAGAUGUCGUCGAGGGCAUGACCGACGAUGAAAAGAAAGAAAUUUACAGCGUCGCACGAUUCCCCAAGACUGAUCUUGCUCAUAUGGCAGCUGGAAUCGCCCCCGACAAAGAUUUCAGCAAUGCGAAGCCAUCCAACCAAGUCAGCGCUAAUACUUUCUUGACCUACAUUGAGCCAUACGUCCGGCCCCUCACCGAGGAGGACAUCGCUUGGCUGAAAGAAAGGGGUGAUCGAGUUACUCCAUUCAUGAUGCCGCGUCGCGGAAAGAAAAAUUAUCGUCAACUGUGGGCCGAGGAGGACGGGGUAUCCUAUGACCAAAGUCAAGAGGACAAGGACCAGCUGCCAUUGAACCAAGGCCGCGGCAGUAUCGAACAAUUGACCGAAGAUAACGCCGAAACCAACGAGGUCUCUGUCGGACCACUCCUCAGUCGACUUGUCUCUCUCCUCCGAUACGAGCACCGCACAUUCCCCGAAGACGACAAUCCAACCACAAACGGCGAAACCACUACUGGAGGCGCCAGCACAGGGACAGGCGGAGACGCAAUGGACAUCGACCAACCGAAUGGCGAAAAAGAACCCAAAAGCGAACAAAAGCCCCCUCUGCCUCCCGCCACAGCAUUCCGCGACGCAGACCCGAACGACUUCAAAACUUCUGUAGCACAACUCGAUCACGCGCAACUUGACGAACGCGCCAAGGCCGAGCUGCGAUACAUUGGCUUCUUAGGCGCAGACGACAACCCAGACUACGACGCCCACUACGACGACGAAGUCGCCGAGCGUCUACGUCUCCUCCAAGGCGAACUGAAGAAGCAAAUCGUCACGAACAACGCGCGCAAAGCCCGCAUCUUGAAAAUCGCACAGGAACACAUGGCCAUGCUCGAGUUCACUACUAUCCAAGACGACCUCGACUCUCAAGUUCAGCAGGCCUAUCUCAAGCGCACCCGCACUAUGGGCAAGAGCAAGAAGGGCAAUCAGGCGAAACACCGUCCUGGUGGUGCAGGCGGUGGAAGUCAUGUCGCUGGCUCUGCGGGAGUUUCCCGUCCGGCUGUUGGAGAUGCCGCGAAGAUUGUGAUGGAUCGUCGUCGUCGCUGGAACGAGGCUUUCUUGCCCAUCUUCGACGAUAUCAAGACCACUAUUCCUUCGGAGGGAGAUUCCAUCUUCGACUCUUCUGUCAUGGCUGAGUAUGAAAAGGCUGAGCUUGAGAACUGGGAUGAAGAGUAG
Messenger RNA from Penicillium brevicompactum, 1992 nucleotides. RefSeq names its product histone acetyltransferase NGG1. Gene Ontology annotation, molecular function: transcription coactivator activity. NCBI's taxonomy places the organism in Eukaryota, Fungi, Ascomycota, Eurotiomycetes, Eurotiales, Aspergillaceae. Gene Ontology annotation, biological process: regulation of transcription by RNA polymerase II. The transcript has 3 exons. The record is from RefSeq and is a predicted model, not a curated record. The coding region runs from base 1 to 1992 and encodes 663 amino acids. Gene Ontology annotation, cellular component: SAGA complex.